AUGAAAGAAAAACAACUACCAAUUCAACUUGAAACAAUAAAACUAUCGCAAGUAGCGAUAUUCAAACAUAAUGAAAAUGGAUUACCAACUAUACUACUAGCACAAAGAAUAAAUCCAAACAAAAUAUAUUACUCAUGGUAUGGAAUACCAGGAGGAAAACAAGAACGACCUUAUGAAACCUUUGAACAAAUAGCAGAAAGAGAAACUCUAGAAGAAACUGGAAUACUCAUUUACCCUAAAAAACUUAUUAAAAUAAGAUAUAGUUAUUACCCACCUAAAGAUACAAACAGGUAUAAUACUAUCAAUCCAACUAAAAUAAAAACAUAUAUACAUCCUGCCUAUAAUCAAGAACCACUACAAAUGGAACCAAACAACCAUAGAAUAUGGAAUUACUAUACUAAAGCAGAAAUAUUAGACCAUAUUAUAACGAUACCUGAAUUACAAUUACAACUUAAUACAAUAUUUUACACAAUAGAAAAUUACCAAAAAAUACUAGAAAUACGGUACAAACAAGAAGAAGAACUAGACUCAGAAAACAAAGAACAAUUUGAAAAAAUGAAAAUACUAGAAUUUACUGAAAAAGAAGCUACAGAUUUUGUAAAUAAAUCUUUUGAAAGCAUACAAUAA
Messenger RNA from Racocetra persica, 627 nucleotides. The record is from the annotation of a GenBank genome assembly. Lineage: Eukaryota; Fungi; Glomeromycota; Glomeromycetes; Diversisporales; Gigasporaceae.